Thamnophis sirtalis is the source of this 1473-nucleotide messenger RNA. The record is from RefSeq and is a predicted model, not a curated record. Lineage: Eukaryota; Metazoa; Chordata; Lepidosauria; Squamata; Natricidae.
AUGUAUUGGAAUUACAGUUUGGUUAAACACCAGAGGACUCACACAGGAGAGAAACCCUUUGAAUGUCCUGAUUGUGGGAAAGGUUUCAGUCAAAGGUCCAGCUUGGUGGAACACCAGAGGACUCACACAGGAGAGAAACCUUUUGAAUGUUCUGCUUGUGGCAAAUGUUUCAGUCAGAAUUCCAGUUUGAUUAAACACCGGAGGAAUCACACAGGAGAGAAACCCUUUGAAUGCCCUGAUUGUGGGAAAGGUUUCAGUCAAAUGUCCAGCUUGGUGGUACACCAGAGGACUCACACAGGAGAGAAACCCUUUGAAUGUCCUGAUUGUGGGAAAGGUUUCAGUCAAAGGUCCAGCUUGGUGGUACACCAGAGGACUCACACAGGAGAGAAACCCUUUGAAUGUCCUGAUUGUGGGAAAAGUUUCAGUCAGAAUUCUGAGCUGGUGAUUCAUCAGAGGACGCACACAGGAGAGAAACCCUUUGAAUGUCCCAAUUGUGGGAAAGGUUUCAGUCAAAGGUCCAGCUUGGUGGUACACCAGAGAACUCACACAGGAGAGAAACCCUUUGAAUGUCCUGAUUGUGGGAAAAGUUUCAGUCAGAAUUCUGAGCUGGUGAUUCAUCAGAGGACGCACACAGGAGAGAAACCCUUUGAAUGUCCUGAUUGUGGGAAAGGUUUCAGUCAAAGGUCCAGCUUGGUGGUACACCAGAGGACUCAUACAGGAGAGAAACUCUUUGAAUGCCCUGAUUGUGGGAAAGAUUUCAGUCACAAUUCUCACCUUGUAAAUCACCAGAGGACUCACACAGGAGAGAAACCCUUUGAAUGUCCCGAUUGUGGGAAAGGUUUCAGUCAAAGGUCGAGCUUGUUGGUACACCAGAGGACUCACACAGGAGAGAAACUCUUUGAAUGCCCUGAUUGUGGGAAAGAUUUCAGUCAGAAUUCUCACUUAGUAAAUCAUCAGAGGACUCACACAGGAGAAAAACCCUUUGAAUGUUCUGAUUGUGGCAAAUGUUUCAGUUGGAAUUCCAAUUUGAAUUCCAACCUGGUGAAACACCAGAGGACUCACACAGGAGAGAAACCCUUUGAAUGUCCUGAUUGUGGGAAAGAUUUUAGUCAGAAUUCUCACCUAGUAAAUCAUCAGAGGGCUCAUACAGGAGAGAAACCCUUUGAAUGUCCUGAUUGUGGGAAAGGUUUCAGUCAAAGCUCCAGCUUGGUGGUACACCAGAGGACUCACACAGGAGAGAAACACUUUGAAUGUUCUCAUUGUGGCAAAUGUUUCAGUCAGAAUUCCAACCUGGUGAAACACCAGAGGACUCACACAGGAGAGAAACCCUUUGAAUGUUCUCAUUGUGGCAAAUGUUUCAGUCAGAAUUCCAACCUGGUGAAACACCAGAGGACUCACACAGGAGAGAAACCCUUUGAAUGUUCUCAUUGUGGCAAAUGUUUCAGUCAGAAUUGCAACCUGGUGAAACAUCAG